Impatiens glandulifera is the source of this 648-nucleotide messenger RNA. RefSeq lists its product as uncharacterized. The record is from RefSeq and is a predicted model, not a curated record. Lineage: Eukaryota; Viridiplantae; Streptophyta; Magnoliopsida; Ericales; Balsaminaceae. The transcript has 2 exons. Bases 1 to 648 code for a protein of 215 amino acids.
AUGCAACCUCCACCUGGGUAUGAUCAUCCUCCAAAUAAAGUUUGUAGACUCCGCAAAGCUCUUUAUGGUCUCAAACAAGCUCCUAGGGAGUGGUUCGUCAAAUUUAGCUACACCAUUGGUAAUCUUGGUUUCAAAUCCAAUUCUUAUGAUCAUGCAUUAUUUUUGCGCAAAACAGAUCAAGGUUGUACCUUACUUUUACUUUAUGUGAAUGACAUGAUAAUUAUUGAUGAUGACACAAAUGGAAUCUGUGAUCUCAAAAUUUUUCUACAUCAACAAUUUGAAAUGAAAGAUCUUGGACAAUUAAGUUAUUUCUUGGGACUUGAAAUAGCUUCCGACAAAUUCGGUUACUAUUUAUCACAAGCUAAGUACGCAAUUGAUCUCAUAUCUCGGGCUGGUAUUACUGACACAAAAGUUGUUAGCACACUAUUUAACUCCACAGAACAUUUGGUUGCUACUAAUGAGUUACGAGCAUACUCUGAUGCUGAUUGGGCAGGUGAUCCAACUGAUCGUCGAUCCACUGCUGGUUAUUGUUUCUUUCUUGGCACAUCUCUCAUUUCAUGGAGAAGUAAGAAACAAACUGUUGUUUCUCGUUCUAGUACAGAAUCUGAAUAUCGUGCUCUUGCAGAUACUAUAUCUGAGCUUCUCUAG